This is a messenger RNA of Lactuca saligna, 848 nucleotides long. NCBI's taxonomy places the organism in Eukaryota, Viridiplantae, Streptophyta, Magnoliopsida, Asterales, Asteraceae. The record is from the annotation of a GenBank genome assembly.
CAAAACUCCCUCCCAACAACAACGGCAGAAAGAUAAACAUCACACAAAAAGAUUUUGCAAAAACAACGUAAACACAAAGAAUAUCAGGCCUGUUAACAAUGUCGGCAAUGCAUUUCACAAGAACAGGAAUCUUCAACAUAUCUAAAGCAAAUAUCCCUCGUUUAACGUCUCUUUCUUUUACUCACAAAGCCUCGAGGGUUUGCUUCACUUCUGCCUCCAAACAUUCUCAGGGAAAACAUGCAAGUGAAGAAACCAACAAUGGGUAUAACGCAGAUGAAACAGUCGGCUACUAUGGCGGCAAGUCAUCGGAUAUGGGACGAGAUCCAAAAGACAAAAUGAAAGAAGGUAAAGAGAGAAUGAAAGAAGGUGCCGGAGAAAUGAAAGAUGAAUCCAUGGAUACUAUGAAAGGAAAGGCUACAGAAAUGAAAGACAAAGCAAACGACAUGGCAGGAAAAGCAGCAGACAGAGCAGGUGACAUGAAAGAGAAGGCGAAAGAAAAGAGUUACGAAAUGAAAGAAAGUGCUAAAGAGACUGCAAACAAGGCAGCAGAUAAAGCUGGAGAAGGGAAGAACAAAGCUGCAGAGAUGGCGAAGGCUGCAAAGGACAAGACUAUGGAUGCUGCCGGAGCUGUGGCUGAGAAGACAAAGCAGACGGUGGCAGGAGCAUGGGAUGCAGCCAAAGAUACGACGCAGAAGAUCAAGGAGACUGUUGUUGGGACAUCAUCUGAUGAUGAUGAUGAUUGGGGGGACGAUCGUACAGGGAAAGGGAAAGGGAAAGUGAUGGGUGAAGAUGCUGUGAAUCUAAGGAGGAAAGUUGGUAAUCUUGAUCAUGAAAAGAAGGAUUAUUAA